Molecule: messenger RNA, 1398 nt
Organism: Parastagonospora nodorum SN15
Lineage: Eukaryota; Fungi; Ascomycota; Dothideomycetes; Pleosporales; Phaeosphaeriaceae
Exons: 2
Coding region: 1-1398 (465 amino acids)
Source: RefSeq, a predicted model, not a curated record
AUGGCCGACCCUUUCUCGGUCGCUGGGACAGCUGUGGGCAUCACAUCACUCGGGAUACAGACUUGCCAAAUCCUCUACAACUAUUACUCGAAGUACAAAGGCUACCACGAUGACAUUGACAGCGUAUUACAGGAAGUCGAAGGCCUACAGAGCAUCCUCGAAAGCCUGCGACAGGUGAAGGAUCGCUUCGAAAUCGACAACAAUGUGCCGUCGUCGCAGCUGCAUAUAGCGCUAAAAGCUUGUGAGGACGCUUUGGCGAGGCUGAAGGCGAUGGCAGACAGGUGCAACACCACGAAACAGACAGAAAGCAUCCAAUCCCGCUUGCGAGAUGUCAAGAAGAGACUCAUCUGGCCAUACCGGAAGGAGACACUCGCCGAUAUGCAAGCGACCUUGAGUAGGUUCCAAGACAAUCUCAGCCUGGCGCUACAGUGUGCUGGCUUCGAUGGCAUCGCACGGAGACUGGAUGACCAACUUCCAAGACUGAAUGCCAUUUCGCACCAGGCGACAAGCAUGGAGCAGAGCCUGAUCAGCCAAGCGAGCGUCCUGAAAGUGAUACAUCGAGGCGUGAACGAUGUUUCUCAAGCGCAGCGCCAACACGACUUUGCAUUAUCCCGCGAAAUGGUGGACUUGCGAGAUCACAUAUCUGCCUGCACAAAAAUUGUUGGAAGCAAGCUGGAACUUGUCGCACGCAGCGUCUCAUCUCUUCACGAUCCAGCUCUCGUAGCCCCUUUGAUCCUUGCCGAUGCUAUCGAAACUCUUGGGAACGUUCAACACCACGUCCAGUCGUCCUUGGAAAGCUAUAACUCCCACAGUCUCGAGUUAGAAAGGGCUGGUGCAAACGACAGUCUGCUUCCACUGUGUCGAUGCCGUACAAAGAAAAAGCAAUCGUUUCAACGCCGCCGCUGGAUGUCUAUACUCUCGGUGGGAUCAUAUCAGCAUGAUACAGAAUGUACCCAAUUUGCAGCUUCGGACCACAUGCGAUCGGUUGCGGCCCAAUUCAUGGUAUACAACAAGGUUCUACAAGCUUGCAUCCAGGUGGGAUGGGAAAGCUCAAGAACGAAAGGCUGGAAUACCAUAGCUCCCAUGCUGAGAUAUACUGCUGUUGUUUCGCAGGACACGGGUGCCUUCAAGAUCUUUAAUGAUGCGGAAAGGUCCCUCCUUGCAUUACGUUUCAGGGAGCCAAAGGACGGAGAGAGAAUGACACAAAUCCUAUCAGAAACAGCCAUGGCGCUUCAAGCUACCCUGGGUAAAGACUUCAGUCCUUUGGACAUCGACGAACAUGGCAACAGCAUUCUACAUGUGAAUUCCUUCGCGAAAUUCAGCAAGACACUCCUAAUCAAAGCAGGCUGUCUUAACUCUUAUUUACGUAUCAAUUAUUCGUUCUUGUCCCCAGACUGA